This is a messenger RNA of Chanos chanos (milkfish), 1280 nucleotides long. It is a transcript of the gene ndufa9a, whose product is annotated as NADH:ubiquinone oxidoreductase subunit A9a. The coding region runs from base 27 to 1169 and encodes 380 amino acids. NCBI's taxonomy places the organism in Eukaryota, Metazoa, Chordata, Actinopteri, Gonorynchiformes, Chanidae. The transcript is spliced from 11 exons. The record is from RefSeq and is a predicted model, not a curated record. Gene Ontology annotation, cellular component: mitochondrion. Gene Ontology annotation, molecular function: protein-containing complex binding.
CCGUAGGAUGCUGACGGACUAGAAACAUGGCGGCUGUCACUUUCAUUAGCCGUCCUGUGUGUGUCCUUCCCCGACUGUCAAGCAGCUGUUCCCCUGCGGUACUGGCUGCAGCCCCUGUGUCGGUGCAGCACAGGAACGUCCAUCAUGCCGUAAUACCUCGUGGCAAAGGGGGGCGCUCUUCCUCCAGCGGCAUCGCUGCCACAGUGUUCGGGGCCACCGGGUUCCUCGGCAGAUAUGUGGUCAAUCGCCUGGGUCGCAUUGGCUCCCAGAUCGUUAUCCCACAUCGAUGUGACCAGUAUGACAUCAUGUACCUUAGACCAAUGGGAGAUCUUGGCCAGAUUAUCUUCAUGGAAUGGGAUGCACGGGACAUGGACUCCAUCAGAAGGGCAAUAGCUCACUCUAAUGUGGUCAUCAACCUGGUGGGACGUGAGUGGGAGACCAGGAACUAUCGCUUUGAGGAUGUUUUCGUGACCAUUCCUCAACAGAUUGCCAGGGCGACCCGUGAAGCUGGAAUCACAAAGUUCAUUCACGUGUCCCAUUUAAACGCAGACAUCCGCAGCCCUUCAAAAUACCUUAGGAACAAGGCUGUGGGUGAGACAGCCGUGAGGGACGAAUUUCCAGAUGCCAUCAUUAUGAAACCCUCCGAGUGCUUUGGGAGAGAGGAUCGAUUCUUCAACCACUUUGCCAACAUGCGCUGGUUUGGCAAAGCUGUUCCCCUCAUUGCUAUGGGCAAGAAAACGGUCAAGCAGCCCGUUCACGUGGUGGAUGUGGCCAAGGCUAUUGUCAAUGCCAUCAAAGAUCCUGACGCCAAUGGUAAAACAUACGCACUAGUCGGGCCGAACCGUUAUCUCCUGCAUGACCUGGUAGAAUACGUGUAUGCUGUCGCCCACAGGCCCUUUGUGGCGUACCCCAUGCCUCGACCCAUCUAUCAUCUGAUCGCUAGCAUCUUUGAGAUGAACCCUUUUGAGCCCUGGACAACUCGUGACAAAGUAGACCGGUUCCACACCACAGAUAUGAAGUACCCUGGUCUGCCCGGCCUGGAGGACCUGGGCAUCGUUCCAUCGUCCGUGGAGCAGAGAGCCAUCGAGGUCCUCCGCCGCCAUCGCCGCUUCCGCUUCCUGGACGCUGACCUGGCGGAGACCAAGCCGGCCAAAACCGUUAACUAUUGAUCACCCUGGAGUCAGCGUCAGACCGCCGCAGCCGCCUGCUGCCCAACACACGCUGUGCUGUCUUAUUUUACUAAUAUUCUGUAUGUAAAUAAAGGAAAGAAAAUAAAUCCA